AUGCCGUUCCGAUCCUUCCCUGUGGUUUCACAGCCUGCGGCUGCCACCAGAUGCUGCCAGUCUCCAUACCGGGAUUGGAAAACCGGCCUGAUGGACUGCACCGCCGACAAAUCCAUUUGCAUGUGCGGCGCCUUCGCUCCCUGCAUCCUCGCCUGCAAAGUGGCAAUAGACUAUGGUGAAUGCUGCUGCGUCCCAUUCCUCCCCGGGGCUCUGGUGGCCAUGCGGACAGGCCUGCGAGAACAGCUGCGCAUCAAGGUACCGCCUGUUUCCCGAGAUCAUGCACCAAAGGGCUCUCUGGCAGCUACGGCUGCAGCUUUAUCAGGAGAGUUUUUGAGCUAA
This is a messenger RNA of Candoia aspera, 339 nucleotides long. Its product is annotated as cornifelin-like. Lineage: Eukaryota; Metazoa; Chordata; Lepidosauria; Squamata; Candoiidae. The coding region runs from base 1 to 339 and encodes 112 amino acids. The record is from RefSeq and is a predicted model, not a curated record. The transcript has 2 exons.